Messenger RNA from Gopherus evgoodei (Goodes thornscrub tortoise), 4473 nucleotides. It is a transcript of the gene ENTPD5, whose product is annotated as ectonucleoside triphosphate diphosphohydrolase 5 (inactive). Gene Ontology annotation, molecular function: UDP phosphatase activity; GDP phosphatase activity. NCBI's taxonomy places the organism in Eukaryota, Metazoa, Chordata, Testudines, Testudinidae. Gene Ontology annotation, biological process: nucleoside diphosphate catabolic process. The record is from RefSeq and is a predicted model, not a curated record. Gene Ontology annotation, cellular component: membrane. The coding region runs from base 271 to 1557 and encodes 428 amino acids. The transcript is spliced from 15 exons.
CGACCGUGAUGUCAAGUGCUCUGAUGUGACACGCGGCACCGGCGAGAUGUGGGGUUCCGAGCGCACCGGCGAGGCGGCCAGCAUCCCAUCUGUGGAUGUCAGGACGGAGGGAUCCAGCCCUGAGCUCCACUUACAUAAGGUGUGAAUUCAGCUGAGGCUUGAGCUGUCAGGAAAGUCCCAGGAGUGUAAAUCUGAUCUGGAAGCCCAGGAGCUCCUGCAACUCUGUGAACGCUGAUCCAUACUGCAGCUACCUCAAGGUUUCCUUGCAGGAUGGCAGCCUCCUGGCUCUCCAUCUUUCUAAUGCUGGCCCUUUCCUCUAUCUACUGCACUGUUUCCCAUCCCAGCCCGGAUAUGUGGUUUCAGGGUCUCUUUCCACCUCGUGUGUGCCUUGCAAAUGCCCGUACCAACACCUUUUAUGGCAUCAUGUUUGAUGCAGGAAGCACUGGGACCCGAAUUCACAUUUACACUUUUGUGCAGAAAAACCCAGAGCAGCCUCCGGAGCUGGAAGGGGAAAUCUUUGAGUCAGUGAAGCCAGGUCUUUCUGCUUAUGUUGAUCAGCCUGAAAAGGGUGCAGAAACUGUGAAAGGAUUGUUGAAAAUGGCCAAAGAAGCUGUGCCAUGUAGUCAUUGGAAGGAGACCCCAGUGGUGCUGAAAGCUACAGCUGGACUGAGGCUGCUGCCAGAGCCCAAAGCCCAGGCUCUGCUCUCAGAGGUGAGAGAGGUCUUUGAGAAGUCACCCUUUCUGGUUCCAAAUAACAGUGUUAGCAUCAUGGAUGGAUCUUCUGAAGGAGUUUUAGCCUGGAUCACUGUGAACUUUCUGACAGGGCAGUUGUACAGCCAGAACCAGAUGACAGUUGGGACACUGGACCUGGGAGGAGCCUCAACCCAGAUCACAUUUCUGCCACGGUCUGAGGAAACCUUGGAGCAAACCCCCGUGGAUUUUGUCACCUCAUUUGAAAUGUUCAAUAGCACUUAUACGCUCUACACGCACAGCUAUUUGGGCUUUGGACUGAAAGCUGCCAGACUAGCAACACUUGGAGCCCUGGAAAUGAAAGUGGUGAAUGGACAAAUGUUCCGAAGUUCUUGUUUACCGAAGCGACUGGAGGCAGAGUGGCACUUUGGGGGAGUGAGAUAUCAAUAUGGUGGCAACAAAGAAGGGGAAACAGGAUUUGAGCCUUGCUAUUCAGAAGUGGUGAAGGUCGUACAAGGGAAAUUGCACCAGCCAGAUGAGAUUCGCAGACGCUCCUUCUAUGCCUUCUCCUAUUAUUAUGAUCGAGCUGUUGACACCGACCUGAUAGAUUAUGAAAAGGGAGGAGUUCUAGAAGUGAGAGAUUUUGAAAGGAAAGCUAAAGAAGUGUGUGAUAACAUGGACAGGUACACCUCCGCCAGCCCUUUCCUCUGUAUGGAUCUCAGUUACAUCACUGCCUUACUAAAAGAAGGCUUUGGAUUUGGGGAUAACACACUCUUACAGUUAACAAAGAAAGUGAACAACAUAGAGACAAGCUGGGCCUUGGGUGCCACCUUUCACCUGCUGCAGUCUCUGGGGCUCUCCCACUGAGCCAGCACCCUCUACAGAACAUUAGCCUUUCCAGAAGGAAGAGAAGGCAAGUUCAGAUUUUCAUCUGCAUAGCUCAGCAGGAGUCAGUCCUUCAACAAAACAUGGAUCGAAGCCAUGGAAUCAGUUCCCCAAGGACUAGGCAGUUCCCAACUGCAGUGAGAACAGCCACAGUAUGGUUUCUAAAUAUCUUAAUUGCCGUAAGAUCCAAAAUCUGUCUCCUGAAAGCCAGAGAAGCUGAUUGUGCUUAUAAGCAGCCCAGACACAGGUUCAGUGAAUGGACUUAUAGAUGCCCCAUGUUACUAGCAGCUCAGAGUGCUUGUCAUGCCCUGGCAAACUGCAGACCUUUGGCAGAUGAUGCUUGAUCAUUUUUACAUGUAGAACUGAAGUUUGGCCCUGAGAAUUUUAAAAAAUAUAAAUAUUCAAACAGGAUAUCAACACAUGCAGUCAACGCAGAGUGAAAUCUCCAAUGUGUUGCAAACCUCAGUGUUCAGUGUGUUAGCCCUUAAACUGCUCAAUACUGAGGGCUUUUACCCUUUCAGGAUUGGCCAGUUCCAAAGCAAGUGUUUUUUGGGCAGGGAGGAGGGUUUUAGCAGAAGGCAAGAAGGGGUUAGGUUGGCUGUCUUGGUCUGGAAGCCUGGGCCUCUCCCUCUCUAUUCUCCCCCUCUGACCAGUCUCACGCUAAGCAGUAUUGAGUAAGGUAGAACCAAAAAUCAAUUAUCUGGUCAGAGGAUGCUGGUUAAAGAGCUAUGGUGAGACAAGAACAGAUGGUUUCUCACUUACUUGAGGUGAAAGGGAGAGGAAAAUGGGAAUGGAGGUAACUUGGUUCCUGUUCAAAUUGGGGGGGGGGGGGGAAAUGAAGGAUCUGUCUGAUUCUAAGUCAAUGAGAGCAGGAACUAUAAUAAUGUUGCUGGGGUGGGCCCAUAACACACAAACCUAAGCUACUGAGGGGGAGGGGAGCAUGGCUGGCCCCUACAACAUCUGUUUUAUACAGCCAUACUCUUAGUACAAGACUCCUGGCAAGUCACUGCACUGGGGUAGAGAAUGUGUCUUUAAUAUCUUAUACAGUUGGUCUGUAGAAACAGGGCACUCAAGGAAGGGGUUGUAGCUUCGGUAUUUCCUUUCCUUCCUCAACCCAGCCACUCUGGAAUGACAGUACUUGGUUGUCCAAUGGUGUCACUUUUGAAACAAUUUUAAUCUUUUGUAGCCUGAAUGGCUAUGUGGAAGCAAAAGCGAGGUUUACAUUUGGAAGCAAAAAGUGCUCUCAUGAGAUGGCCCAUCCCUGCAGAUGCUCACUGCCAGCUUGCUUCUUCAGCAUAGCCUGUUGGGGGCAGUCUUUUCCCUCUCAUGCCAAACUACCUGCCCCUUCUCUUCCACCUGAGGUGAGGCAAAGCUCCCAUAAUGACCUGAGAGAUUCCCCUGCAACUUCCCAGUAAAACAGGCCAGUCUCUCUAGUGUAAAAUACCUCAAAACUGGCCUGUUGUACAGGGAACGUAAGAAGCCUUCACCACAUUCUCAUGCAGAAAUGACUGUUCUGUAUUAUUUGCCAGAGGUCAUGGCAGUGCUGGCUAUGCACACAUUACUAGGGAAGUUGCAGUCAUCUACUGCCUAUAAGUCUUGCUUUCAGCAAACUUUUUUUCUAUCUUGGAAUUUUCACUGACUACAAGAUUGGAUGAAGUGAUGAAUAGCAUGGCUAGAUGACAGCUGAGAACUAGCUAUUUUAGUCACCCAUUAAUCUGAGCCCUUGCUGCUAGUUCUAGAUCUGACCAUAGGAGCAGAAAUGAGACCAACUGCAUGUAGAGCUGGAAGGCCAGGGGAGGGAGUGAGACAAGGCCAAUAGAAGACCUACCCCCCUCUCCAUAAGUUCAAGGCCUUGGGAAAACUUAGGAAAAAGGACUGAUUGUGUUUAGGGGAGGCAAGUAGCCUAGAGAAUAGCACAAGUACAGUUCAGAAUAAGUUUUCUGUGUUUUUAGUAUCAAGCUCAGGCACUACAGACUCGGUUAGGAGCACCUGCUUUCUCUAUACUAAAGCUGUAUUAAGUCUGGAAUGCUCAGGGCCUUGAUUUUUCAGUGCACAAUUUGUAAACUGUUGCUGAUCAAGGGCCCAAUUGUGCAGUCCUUGCACAAAAUUCUCAACUUGCACAAGAUCUGCAGGAUGGAAUCCUAAAUUUUCAUCUGAAUUAUCCCAGAGGUGAGUUGGGGACUUCACCUGCUUCUUCAAGUCUGCAUACUUACCCUAGUGCAACGAGAUUAUUUAUUAAUAAGCACAAAGUAGCUGUGUAAGAGAAGGGUCCUAACCUGCAUCAUUGCUGGAGAGGAGAAAGUGCCUGGAUAAAGGACACUGAUUCUAACAGAAGUGACUGUAGAGCUUAGGGCGAUGUCUAUAUUGUGAGCUAGGGAUGUGAUUCCCCUACUCAUGUAUACAUACUCGUACUGGUUCCUGUUGAGCCAGCAAGUGUAUAAAUAGCAGAGACGGGCAGAGUACAAACACGCCUAAAACCAGUGAGUAUGUUCUUGGCAUAGCUCAGCUGGGCCUCCGUUGUCACUACCCAUGUUAUGGAGGCUACACUGCUAAUUUAUACUCCGGCUAGCUCAGUGACAGCUAGUACGAGUGUGCUUACGCGAGCAGGGGAGUCACACGACUCGCUUGCAGUGCAGGCAUAGCCUGAGAGAGUUUGCUUUCAGUCACAAGCUCACGUUUACAUCCCCUUUGUAAUGUUAAUUCCUGAUAUUAGUUAAAUGUAAAUGAUAGCACUGCUAUAAAAUAUAAAUCCACUGCUGAUGUUGUAUUACAGCAUUAAGUAAUUAACUGUCUAAUGCAGGAGCCUGGUGUUUGGAACAUUAAGACAAGGCCACUCAAAUGCCUAUUUUAGUAAUUAAAAAGCUAUUUUUAACAAAAUGUUCUUGGAUUCAAACCUUG